CACCUGUCGCUCGAUCACGGAAGCAAACCCAUGCGGUUUAAUAUUCCUUUAUGUUUUAGUCACUAAAGAAAACUUGGAACCCAGUGCAGAAUCCAUGUUAUAUAUCACAUCCUUUCUCCUGUUUAUCGUCACCUAUCUUCCUCCUGUUUGCUCCACUUUGCAUGAGAAGUUGCAGUCAUGUUCAACUCCAGCUAUAUAAUUAACUGAGUGAAAUUCUGAAAUCAAUAAUACCACAAUGUCCGCGAGCUUGCCUGGUUCCAAAUACACACCAAAUAGGCUGGAAAACAUUGAGGAAGACAGUCCGUUAGGUUGCCUACAAGUGACUUGCCCUACACCAGAAACGCCUACUGAAUCCAUGGAGUUUCUUGCUAGAUCAUGGAGUCUCCCGGCUGUGGAACUUUCAAAAGCUCUUUCCCACACACAGAUUGCUGGUAACCAUGUUGAGAAGUCCCCUCUAUGUUCAGUUGGUGCUGAUCAAACCCAACUUAGAAGCUCUGCGGUUUCAAAGGAAUUUCAACCUAAAGAAUUACCAAAAGCUGAAAGCCCUCCAAUUUCUCCAAGAGGAAGUGAUGAUACAAAGCUCUACAGGAGCAUCAUGAGGGGAAAUACAGUGAGUAGAUUCCUGAAAGAUCAAAAAGAAAGGAAGAAGCAGGAGCUAAGAACCCAGAGUGCCCAAUUGCAUGCAGCUGUAUCUGUGGCAGGAGUUGCUGCUGCUGUCGCUGCUCUUGCGGCCUCAUUAGCAACUGGACCUGAAAAGGCAACUUUCCAAAAUAAGGCACCUUCAAAAACUUCUGCUGCAAUGGCAUCUGCAGCUGCUCUGGUAGCUUCGCAUUGCGUUGAGAUUGCAGAGGACAUGGGAGCUGAUCAUGAGCAAAUCCUAUCAGUUGUUGGUUCUGCAAUUAACGCGAGGACAAAUGGCGAUAUCAUGACCCUUACUGCUGGAGCAGCCACAGCCUUGAGAGGGGCUGCCACGUUAAGGGCAAGGUUGCAGAAGGGGUACGGAGCUUCCACCAUUGCUCUGGCUGAGCAGCAGACUGAAGAAGGUAAAGAAUUGAAUGUCUUGACAGCAUUGAAUUUUGUCUCCAAAGGUGGAGAAAUUCUUAAACGCACAAGAAAAGGUGUAGUCUCUGGAGUCUAUAGAGACAUCCCAGCAUGGCCCAGAGGAGAGUGGCAGGAUAGCAACGAACAGAGGGCCUACUUUGGGAUAAAAACAGCAGACAGGGUGAUUGAAUUUGAAUGCAGAAACAAAGGUGACAAACAGAUGUGGAUUGAGGGGAUCCAGCAUAUGUUGCAUUGCCGUGCAAACAUGACAUGA
Ilex paraguariensis (yerba mate) is the source of this 1315-nucleotide messenger RNA. Lineage: Eukaryota; Viridiplantae; Streptophyta; Magnoliopsida; Aquifoliales; Aquifoliaceae. The record is from the annotation of a GenBank genome assembly.